Messenger RNA from Brassica oleracea var. oleracea, 687 nucleotides. RefSeq names its product cytochrome b-c1 complex subunit 7-1. The record is from RefSeq and is a predicted model, not a curated record. The coding region runs from base 80 to 448 and encodes 122 amino acids. The transcript has 4 exons. Lineage: Eukaryota; Viridiplantae; Streptophyta; Magnoliopsida; Brassicales; Brassicaceae. Gene Ontology annotation, biological process: mitochondrial electron transport, ubiquinol to cytochrome c.
CUCUUCUCUCCCCCAAGAAGCAGAUUUUGUUGCGCAACUGGUGAAGAGAGAGAGAGAGAGAGAGACAGAGAGAGAGAAAAUGUCGACAUUUCUGCAAUCGCUCAUCGAUCCAAAGAAGAACUUCCUCGCUCGUAUGCAUAUGAACGCCGUAUCCACUCGCCUUCGUAGAUACGGUCUCAGGUACGAUGAUCUGUUCGAUCAGUAUGAAACCAUGGACAUUAAGGAAGCGCUGAACAGAUUGCCCAGGGAGGUCGUCGACGCUCGUAACCAGCGUCUCAAGCGUGCUAUGGAUCUCUCCAUGAAGCACGAGUACCUUCCCGAGGAUCUUCAGGCGGUGCAGACCCCGUUCCGUGGCUAUCUUAAGGAGAUGCUGGCUCUUGUUGAAAGAGAAAAAAAGGAACGUGAAGCCUUGGGAGCUCUACCACUCUACCAGCGCACGCUCCCUUAAGAAUAUCUUUGUGCCUCUCUUCUGAUAAACUCUACUUCUCUGCAUAAAAUCUCCUCUCCAGAGGGAUUAAAUUUUGAUAUUUUGGAAAUCACAUUCCUGAACAGAGCUAUUUACUUCCUGAAAAGCAUAAGUCUUGUGAUACUUUUCCUAAAUGGGAUGAUAUGUUUGCUUGAUACAUUUUUCACUUUUGCUGGCAUGAAUAAAAUCGACGACACAACACUGAGUCUAGUUCAGUGACU